AUGGUUCCUCUAUUAACAGCCUUUUCAGACUUUUGUGAGCACUACCAGAUCGACACAUUCCCGGACUUCAUCAACACAAAGCUCAUGUACCUAAUGCCGGACAUCGUCGACAUGCCCGAGAUCAGCGUCGACCCAGCAUCCCUUGUUCUCUAUUACAGCGUGCUCUAUCACGGCUCUUUAAUGAUUUCUGAUGAAACAAGACGGCAAGAAGGGACCUUGGAACAAAAAAUAUACAUUUGCUGCCUCCGUGCCAUACCGGCUUGGGAGGGACAAGCUGUGAAGACCAAGACGGAUCUAAUCGCUGCCAUUCUUCUCACGCGAGCCGCAUUACAACAGUGUGACUUUGAGUUUAGUUGGAGAAUGUACAAGCUUGUGUGCCAGUGCGUGCAAACCCUCAACAUGCACAAGAUGGACCAGAGCUUUCCUGGCAUUUUGAUGAGCCCAGAACUUCUUUCAGACGGCGCAGACCAUCACAGAAAGGGCCUUUGGGGGUUGGUGCUCGUGGAGCUCUUCUUUCGGCUCCUGCACGACAAGCCUGCCACAAUGACGGCCAACUUGACUGAAUGGCGCGUUAAUCUUCCCUGGCUGAAUUCAGACCCUGGACUGACGGAGCACGUGGUACCUACAUUGACAUUCCUUGUCAAGUCGCGGUUGACGUUCCUCCUCCUGCGGUUCUUUGACAUAUUCAGCGAGGAUACCCAAGAUAAGAACAGCGUGGUCGACAGCGUUGAGGGACUCUGUGGAGAGAUUGAAGAUUUGUUUGAAGAAUGGUCCCUGAGAGAUGCUCUCACAAAACAAGAGGAUAACAGCGCCUACUGGUGGAUGCUAUACGACCUGAUGAUUACAGGAUACUCCUCCGUGAUGGUUAUGAUAUACAAAAUUGCAACCCUCAAGUCCGAUAGAUCUGGAACACUCUGCACAGCCGAUGACGUACCUGUCACCCCUUUAUCGGUCAAUACCGCCCGCCGCAUAUUGGACCUCGCACGAUUAACUCUGGAGAGGUAUCCGAGCCCAGCAACCGCAUCCUAUGAGUUUGGUGCAUUCCGUUGCUACGUCGCCUACGGCUGCAUGGUCAAUCAUCUCUCAAGCAGCAACCCCACGAAGCUUGCAGCGAAGGAUAUGAAGCUGCUGGAGCAGGUUGCCCACAGCAUGAGCAUUAUAGCAGAGACAGACAAGGACCUUUUACCGUUGGCUCGCACGCUCCAUGAUCUGAAUGAAGGUAUUCACGCGAGUUGGGAAGAAAAAACUGUGGAAAACGAUGGGAUGGCUGGUGAAGAGGGUAGCCAAGAGUAG
Messenger RNA from Fusarium falciforme, 1293 nucleotides. RefSeq lists its product as hypothetical. The record is from RefSeq and is a predicted model, not a curated record. The transcript is spliced from 3 exons. NCBI's taxonomy places the organism in Eukaryota, Fungi, Ascomycota, Sordariomycetes, Hypocreales, Nectriaceae. Bases 1 to 1293 code for a protein of 430 amino acids.